AUGGACCGUCACCAGUCACAAGCAAUCCGCCCCCCCAAACACCCUUCUUCCUACGAGCUGCCUCUGCCGCCGUUUGCUCACCUAUGCUCAUCAAUCUCUCCCACUUCGACACACGCUAUCGGCCAUGUCUCCUCCCCUACCUCCUCACGAUCCAAGAAAGCUCUCACUGAUAAGGAGAUGCGCAACCGAACACUGCAGGCCGAGAGAAAGAGACAAUGGCGCCUCAAUCAAACCCCAGAGCAAAAGGAACGUCGGAAGCGCAUGGAUGCAGACCGCAAACGAAGGGAAAGAGGCAGACUCACGGAGGGCCAAAAAGCCGAGAAUCGAAGGAGGGAUGCAGCUAGAAAGGCUGCCAAGAGGCAGAAGGAGAAUUCUGAAUCGAGGGGCACCCCCAGAACGUCUACCCACCACAGAGGUGACACGUACAUGUCCUCAUCGCGGCAUGAUCAUGGCGUCCCUCCGUCGUCAUCCAUUCUUGUCCGCACGGCCUCAAUGGGGAGGUUCGGUGAUUCUAGGUCGGACUACCAUCCUUAUGGUCAUUCUUCCAAACAUGCCCCUACGUCAAUUCAAAGUCUUCUGAACUGA
This is a messenger RNA of Chondrus crispus (carragheen), 585 nucleotides long. Its product is annotated as helitron helicase-like protein. NCBI's taxonomy places the organism in Eukaryota, Rhodophyta, Florideophyceae, Gigartinales, Gigartinaceae. The record is from RefSeq and is a predicted model, not a curated record. The coding region runs from base 1 to 585 and encodes 194 amino acids. The transcript has a single exon.